Molecule: messenger RNA, 3665 nt
Organism: Ctenopharyngodon idella (grass carp)
Lineage: Eukaryota; Metazoa; Chordata; Actinopteri; Cypriniformes; Xenocyprididae
Gene: plekhs1.1
Product: pleckstrin homology domain containing S1, tandem duplicate 1
Exons: 13
Coding region: 699-1829 (376 amino acids)
Molecular function (GO): protein binding
Source: RefSeq, a predicted model, not a curated record
GAGAGUGAUCAAUUGAUCAUUGACGAUGUGCAAGUAGUUUCUUAUGGUUUACUUGCUAUAAGAUGUAAAAUCAAGGCACUCAUCUAGGACCCUUGUUGAGACUCAAUAAUUUAUCUGAUCUUAUGUUUAUGAGGAUAGCAUUAAUGACUAUCAUUAAACAGUAGUGAUUUUUAGAUGAUUAUUAGUGACUAUUAUUAUAAGUAUAUUAAAUAUACUGUCAUAUGUAAAUAUCAUAAAUACGCCUCAAUGUACUCAGUACAUGAUACUAUCUACAUAUGUAACAUCUUCUAAUGCUAUCAUAAAUUACCAAACACCAUCCUUUCAUAAGGACGUGCAAAUGUGGUGGAUUUUUUCUAGAAGCUUGGAAUUUGAAAAAUAAAUUUUGGGAAGGAAUUUGUGUAAAUAACCACAGCCAUCUGAGACAUUAAGGAAAAGAAAAUCACUAUACAUCAUUUUUAGUCAUUACCAGUAAUAACCUGCUAGUUGCCAUAAAAAUUCCGCAAACCUUAAAAAAAAAAAAAAAAAAAAAAAGGGAGGUGACAACUUUGACGACCUAACAAGAAACUCCACCUCCUUCAAAGACAAAAAGAGUUUGGCAUCCUUCAAAAUCAUGACAUGCAUUCUUAAAACAGGACAGAAGUACAGAGGACACAAUUGCAACAUAUACAGUAGCGAAGGAGAAAGUCAACAUCAUCCAAAUGUCCGGAAGUAAAUCAGGUUCAAAUGCUUCACAUAACAAUGAAGCAGCUGAGGCAGAAGAAGUGUACACAGGUUUUCUGUACAAAUCCCCUCCUUCUGGCCAGAUAAAAUUGACGAAAUCAUGGAAGCAUCGCUUCUUUGUGCUCGCAAAGACAAACAACAGCAGUCAUGAGCUAAAAUACUACAAAACCACUGAGAGAAACAAACUUAUAAAAUCCAUAGAUGUUUCCACCAUCACAAUGCUGCAUGUGCGUCCUGAAUCACAUUCAGUCUUUGAAUGGAUCUGCAAAACCUUCAAGUGCUCUCCAUCCUCUGUGCUCUUCAUGAAAACAGAAAAUCCAGCAAACAAGGUCCAAAGAGAAUAUUUCUUCAUUGGAGACACCAGUGAGGAGGUGGAUAGAUGGUUCAAUGCUUUAUCCAGGGUUUCGAAGAAUAUCAAAUCUGAGUCACAAACUGAACCUCAGAUUAUGCCAGAAUCCAACUCUAGUGACCAAAACCCCUGUGACACUGAAGAGACUGAAGUUGAUAGUCUACCCCCACUGCCUCCAAGGGGAAAGUCAGCAUCUGAAGGUGUUACCACUCAGCAGGGUCAAUGUAGCCAACCACCCAAGAACAGCCCAUCUGCAACAGAGGUUUGCAAACAAAUGGAAAUAAAGGAAACUUUAGAUGAGACUGCAGAGGACAGCAAUGAGGACACGUCUUCAGGGGAUAGUGAAGGCAGUUUGUUGUAUUGUGUCACAGAAGUCUUUUCAAAAAAUUCUUUGACACAGCAAAAAUCAACUGAGUCAGACAAGUACAAAAUACAAAAUGGAAACUGUGCCUCCAUUAAGCAGAAUGGAUCAGCUACAGACAAGAGUGAAACACACACCCUUGUCGAGAAGGAAAUUCGUGUAAGUCUUCGUGAGCUGAACAGCUUGAUCUUUACAGAGGAGGCAGGAAAACCAUGUGUGUCUGAGUGUCAGCAGAUUCAGGACUCAUGUCUGCUCCAUAAGGGGGAUCAGAUACUGGCUGUCAAUGACCUGUUGACAGACUCAGUGGAGGAGAUACACACAUACCUAAGAAGGCUUAGCAAGAACGAGGUAAAACUGACCAUUCUACGGCUCCCAGACUCCAGUUCCUCUACAUUCUGAACCCUGCUGAGGACAAAAACAAAAUGACCUAAUCUCAAAGUGGGUUACUGUUCUUCUUCAUCUGAUUUUUCAGGCCCUUCAAUACUCUCUUCAUCAAUGUGAAAGUUUCUCAUGCAUUUUUUCUCAGUGGGUAACAGCACUGUGCUGGAGAUCAGUUGACAGUGAUUUUAAACAGAAUGAGCUGAUGAAAGGGUUUUAUUGUAGUAUAACUUCUAGUUUCACAAGUGGUGAUUUCUAAAACUACGCUUGACUGGCAUCUAUGAUUUGUUAGUGCCAGAUCGUACAGGCUGAAAGUACUGCUUUUCACACAACCCCGGGGAGCAUAUGGGUUGUCAAAAGUAACUUUUGUUUUCUUUUGUACAUUAAGGCUUGCUGAGCUUAUGUUCUUCUUAUUAAAGAUAUCUCAGGAAUGACUUAGUAUACAGAAUAGCGCAAAAUGGCAUCAGUGAAAUUAAUAAGGUAAUAGAAACAAAUUUACUAGAACUUUAGAACUUUCUUCUAGCAGUAAAUAAAUGUCGGGAUAGCAUUAAAGAUAUGUUGAACAGUAUUUUGAUGUUACUUUUAAAGGGUUAGUUCACCCAAAAAUGAAAUUUCUGUCAUUAAGUACUCACCCUCAUGUUGUUCCACACCCGUAAGACCUUCGUUCAUCUUCAGAACACAAAUUAAGAUAUUUUUGAUGAAAUCUGAGAGGUAUCUGACUCGUCCAUAGACAGCAAUAUAACCAAAACUUUCAAAUGCCCAGAAAGGUAUUAAAGUUAUAUUUAAAACAGUUCAUGUGACUACAGUGGUUAUGAGAAUACUUUUUGUGUGCAAAAAAAAGAAAAACAAAAUAACUUUGUUCAACAAUAUCUAGUGAUGGGCAAUUUCAAAACACUGCUUCAUGAAGCAGCUUUUGUUUCGAAUCAGUGGUUCGGAGUGUGUAUCAAACUCCCAACGUCACAUAAACCAUUGAAAUUUCGAAACACUUAUGAUGUAACGAUGCCUCGUUUACUGAAAUCACGUGACUUUGGCAGUUUGACACACGCUCCAAAACACUGAUUCGAAACAAAUGAUUCGUAAAGCUUCGAAGCUUCACGAAGCAGUGUUUUGAAAUCGCCCAUCACUAGAUAUUGUUGAAUAAAGUUGUUAUUUUGGUGCACAAAAAGUAUUCUCGUCGCUUCAUAACAUUAAGGUUGAACCACUGUAGUCACAUGAACUGUUUUAAAUAUGCCUUUAGUAGCUUUCUGGGCAUUUGAAAGCAAUGCAGGCCUCACUGAGCCAUCUGAUUUUAUCAAAAAUAUUUUAAUUUGUGUUCCGAAGAUGAACGAAGGUCUUAGGGGAUUGGAACGACAUGAGGGUGAGUAAUUAAAGACAGAAUUUUCAUUUUUGGGUGAACUAACCCUUUAACUGCCUGUGAAUCUGUGUACUGAAACUGCAUUUAAUUGCAUUAUAUUUUGUAACCACAUGGUGGCACACUAACACAAAUUGAAUUAUUUUAAAACUUAACCUUGUUAUUCUUACAUCUUGAAUUCUGAUUACUUCCAGCAUAUAAAUUCAAAGCAAAGUAUCUUGGCUUGUUAAAAAAUUUUUUUAUAUAUAUAUAUAUAUAUAUAUAUAUAUAAACUGCAGCUGCACUGAAACUAGUUUGUAGCAAAUCCAAAUGUUUUUUUUUUUUUUUUUCAAAUUGAAAUGAGAUUCAGAUAUUUAUUAAAAAAAAAAAAAAAAACUAAAACUACUGACUACCUGCUAAAGAACUGUUGAGCAUGUGUAUUGAAAUGUAUUACUUUUCUUAUAGCAAAAUGUAUGAUCUUGUAUGUGCACAAGUAUGAAAUAAAAUAUGCAAUUCAGAGAACAAAA